Messenger RNA from Scatophagus argus, 5755 nucleotides. RefSeq names its product polymerase (RNA) mitochondrial (DNA directed) (gene polrmt). Gene Ontology annotation, molecular function: mitochondrial promoter sequence-specific DNA binding; protein binding; DNA-directed RNA polymerase activity. Gene Ontology annotation, biological process: mitochondrial transcription. Lineage: Eukaryota; Metazoa; Chordata; Actinopteri; Scatophagidae. The transcript has 21 exons. The record is from RefSeq and is a predicted model, not a curated record. Gene Ontology annotation, cellular component: mitochondrial DNA-directed RNA polymerase complex. The coding region runs from base 86 to 3988 and encodes 1300 amino acids.
CUUAAACUGCAUUGAUCGCUCCUCGCGACUAGUAUGGUCUUAUUUAAGAUGGCGGCAUGAAGUAACGCGGUUAUUACAUGGCAACAUGUCACUUCUCAGAGUUUGUGCCUUUGCCAAAUGUCUGAAUCGUCGCAGUUUAUUUGAGAAGUUUGCUUUCCGCGGGUCUUUGUCGGACUCCUGUCAGCUAUGUGUGUCGAGAAGGAAUGGCGCAGUCAGACGAAUAUCAGACACAUCCUUGCAGCUUCAAAGGAGAAAUAUUUCAUUUGUAAUCCCAAAGACAGAAGAUGGAAAGAAACGUGUACUGGAACAGUCUCAGUUGUUAGAUGUGCUUGAGGCCAGAAUUGUCCAACUCCAAUCUGACGUCGUUCUAGAUGUCCAACAUGCAAAGGUGCAAGCCUCUGGAUCUCAGCCCAGCCGCUGGAUUAAAAAAUUAACAGAGGAGAGGAAGAAAAAAAUGAAGAAACAGCAGCUCCUUCAGCUGGCAGCAGAGAAGAAAAAUAAGGAGAAAACUACAACCAAAUCUAAAGGUAGCAAAAGCAGCAUGAUGCUCCAUAGUAUAUCACACAAAGCUAUAUCUACCACAUCUAAAAAAACUACACCUUUGAAUACAGGAAGCAGAAGUAAUCUGAAAUCGUCUGAUCAAAUGCAUGCUGCAGUUUCUUCAAAGGUUGCUGCUCCUACUGCUGCAGUAGGGUCAGCAGCAAAAUCAUAUAAAUUAUCUAAAGGGAAACAGAAGCACUCAAAAAAUCAGGUUUUCAGUGACGAGAGACAAAAGCAGACAGUUAAGGAUUCCCGGGACAUGGAUAAAGGACUGGCUGAGGUGAAAGGGCUGGACAAGAGGAAAGAUCAGCAAACAAGCCAGAAGAUGUCUCCAGGUAAUGCAAAAUGCCUCCAGGAGGACAGUGAAGGAAUUGCGUCUGGGGACAUGCAUCUGAGCAUCCGCUCUUACCUCGAGGCAUGUGUGUUUGCUGGGGACAUUGGUAGGGCACACAGUUUCCUACUCAGCCAACACAGAGUUUUGAGCCGACGCAAACAACUGAACACAGACAUCUACAACAUUAUGAUGAGGGUGUGGGCCAAGAAGGACACAUUAAAUCAGAUUGGUCGUGUAUUCAUUCUGUUAGAAGAGGCUGGUCUGAAGCCAAAUGCAGGAUCCUACCGUGCCGCUCUGGAGUGUAUGGGCCGCAGUUCCACCUGCUCCCCAAAGAUUGUCACAAGGUGCCUGAGCCAGAUGGAGGAGGAUGGUCUGUCUGUGGACGAGCUGUUCAGCCAGUGUGUGUUCCAGCAAGAUGAGAGAGACAUGGUGCUCAAGGCCAUCCGCCUUGUCCAGCCUGACUACCAGCCCAAAAUCAACAUGAACACAGAACAGUGCUCCUCAUCGCUGGUACAGGACCUCUAUUCACAGAGGGCAGACCACCAGUAUCCCAAACUUAACUUCACUAAGCAGGAGCUUCAGGAACGUUUCAAACGUCAGCUCAGCUUGGAACAGGCCUGCUCUAUAACCAUUGACUCUGUGGAAGGUGCCAAGCCAGUCACUGAAAACGUUAUCAAAAUGAGGGAGCUGCUGGCAGGUCAGCGGGCACAGUGGCGCAAGGCCCUCCUACAGGCCCUGAGGGAGAGCAAGGUGAUCCUUGCUAACACCAACACCAAGGGCUACAAGCUUAAUGUGUAUCCCUAUCUCUGUCUGCUGAAGGAUAGCGAGUAUGUUGACAUCAUGAUACAGAGACUGGCCAGCCUUCCUCCCAGUGGAGAGUCACUGAAGAGUUUAGCCAGCGAUCUGGGCAGCAGAGUCUACACCAAGUACUCUGUGCGGCAGAGGCAGCAAAGUCAGAUGGUGGAGAAGUUGAGCAACAUUUACAACGCUUACACAGACCUGCUGGCCAAAGACACGAAGGAGUGUGGUGUCCUCUCCCGGGAGCAGUGGUGUAAGCUCGAGGCAGAGCAGAGUUCGGGACCCACGCUGCAUGGAGGAGAGACCCACUGGCCAUACAUAAUAACACUGGAGCUGGGCACUUACAUGGUUGAUUUGAUGGUCAAGACCCUCAAAAUCAGUGAUGACAUUCUGAACCCAGCUGAUAACAGGAAGCUUAUCCCCAUCCUCUACCACAUGUACACCUUCCGUAGCACAUGGCAGAUUGGCUUCAUCAAGCCCCACCCGAUACUGGCUCAGAUUCUGCAGGAGGCCAUGGAGACCACAUUGACCUUUGACUCCUACGUAAUACCAAUGCUGUGCCCUCCUUUGCCCUGGACAUCUGCCAAGUUUGGAGCCUACCUGCUGACACCCAGCAAGCUGAUGCGCACAGUCAGCGGGGCCACACAACAUGAGGAGUUGUUGGAAAGGUGCCAGAACCUUCAUCCAGUCCUGGACUCUCUCAACUACCUCGGGAGCUGUGCCUGGAAGAUCAACAAACCCUUGUUGGAUAUUAUUAUCUCUAUCUUCAAUGAUCGGGGUAAUGAUAAGUUAGACAUCCCUCCUCCUCUGUCAGAGGCCCCCAAAGUACCCCAUUUCAACCCCCAAGAUUCCUCUUAUUCUGCCUCUGAGAAAGCCCACAUGAAGAAGGAGGUGGUUAACGCCAAAAAGAAAUAUAGUGAGAUGCACAGUCUGCGAAUGGAUGCUCUUUAUAAACUCUCUAUUGCCAACUACAUGCGGGAUGAAAUCUUUUGGUUCCCUCACAACAUGGACUUCCGGGGACGUACAUACCCCUGUCCUCCGUACUUCAAUCACCUAGGAAGUGAUGUCACAAGGGCUCUCCUGUUGUUUGCAGAGGGAAAACCCCUCGGUCCAAAGGGCCUAGACUGGCUUAAGAUCCACUUAGUCAAUCUUACAGGAUUGAAGAAGCGAAGCUCGUUACAGGGACGACUUGAGUACGCCAACACUAUCUUGGAGGACAUACUGGACUCUGCUGACAACCCUCUCAACGGUAAGAAGUGGUGGAUGAAUGCAGAUGAGCCUUGGCAGGCUCUGGGCUGCUGCAUGGAGUUGUCCAAUGCUUUGAGAUCUCCUGAUCCAACGCAGUUCAUCUCACAUUUUCCUGUUCACCAGGACGGCUCCUGUAAUGGUCUCCAGCAUUACGCUGCUCUAGGCAGAGAUGUUAUUGGUGCCACAUCAGUCAACCUCAUGCCCUGUGAGGUGCCCCAGGAUGUGUACAGCGGAGUAGCACAGCAGGUGGAGGAUUUCCGGGCGCGGGAUGCAAAGAACGGUUUGAAGAUUGCCCAGGCCCUAGAGGGCUUCAUCAGCAGGAAGGUGGUGAAACAGACCGUGAUGACUGUGGUGUACGGGGUCACACGCUACGGAGGACGCCUUCAGAUAGAGAAAAGACUGAAGGAGAUUGAUGAGUUCCCCAAGGAAAACGUAUGGGAAGCAUCUCAUUACCUGGUGCAACUGGUCUUCAGUAGCUUAAAAGAGAUGUUUACAGGAACCAGAGAGAUCCAGGAUUGGCUGACAGAGAGCGCCAGGCUCAUCUCCAAGUCUGGCCACACUGUGGAGUGGGUGACACCUCUGGGUUUACCCGUCAUUCAACCAUACCACCGAUCACGCAGCCAAGUGCUGAAGGGUGCAAUGCAAAAUAUCAACCUCAAGAUCAACCAUGACAUCAAAAAGAGGCCAGACACGGUUAAACAGAAGAAUGCCUUCCCGCCAAAUUUCAUCCACUCUCUGGACUCCACACACAUGAUGCUGACGUCUCUGUACUGCAAUAGUGCUGGCCUGACAUUUGUCUCAGUUCACGACUGUUUCUGGACCCACGCCCUCACUGUGGAUGCCAUGAACAAGAUCUGUCGAGAACAGUUUGUUGCCCUGCACAACCAGCCAAUCCUUCAAGACCUGUCCAACUUCCUGGUGAAGAAAUACUGCCCCGAGCUCCCGGCUGAGGCCAAUAAAAAGAACUACCAGGAGUACAGGAGGCUGAAGCUGCUGCUGUCCAAAGUGCCCCAGACAGGUGAUUUUGAUCUCCAGCAGGUGAAAGAAUCCACAUAUUUCUUCAGCUAAGAGGCUUGCGAUGGCGAGCCAGCGAAGGGAGAUGAGUGGGAUUGACACAUUGCAGUGGGGAGGCUGCAGGCCCUGCGCUAUUGACUGGCUUGGUCUCCCUCAAACAUCAGCACAUUGAUCCAGACACGCCUGCUUGCCUCCUGGUCCACAGACUGGCUGGAGCUGCUGGAGUUACCGGAGGCGUUCGCACACAGUGAACCUGCCUGAUUAACUGACUAGUGGGCUGACAGACGGGGAGUGAGAUACUCAUCCAGGCGUAAGAUGAGGGAAUCAGCACCAGAUGGGAAUGUUAAGACUUCAAUCAGUGAAAAGUACCUCUUAUAAUGGAUGUAUUUGGGUCCGUAUGUGUGCAAGUGCACAUACGUGAGCGAUACUGGCUGGGUCACAUGUGAGCUGUGUCUAUUUUUUCAUCGCUUAGCAAUACUUCUGCUGCUUGAUAAGUCUGAGUGAAAACUUCUUUCACCUGCAAACUGUAACUGACUGGUGGCGUGUGAGCAUUUUCAUGCUGUGAAGACCUCCACAGCGUUGGCCAGCCUCUGCGGGUGUCUCACCUAAUCAUCGAUUCCAUCACUUACUGGGUGGCAGGAUGCUCUUUGGCACAAUGUUCAAACAUUGAAACGUUUUCUGAGAAAGUUCGAAGAGGAGACGUUUCAGAGGAAAAGAAAGAGAAAAUGUGGAGGGAUGAGCUGAGGGGCUCAUACCGUUGCAUUGUAUUCCAGUGUACUCUGGAUUCUCACCUUCUUGGAGUGACUAAGCACUUGACAAUUGCCAUAAAAUAAAUGUGUUUCUUAAAAUGUCUCCUUAUUCAUUGUGUGCUUAAGUACAAUGAAUGAGACAGCCUUUUAUUUGGUUAUAUCGGCAUAUUUUGAUUCUAUUGUGCAUCGUGAAAUGAAGGCCUCCUUUUAGAUGUACCACAGAGGGUUUGCAGGCUUUGCUAAUCAACUCAGAUCUUAUUUUUCUGGGCCAGUGCUACAUCUAGAAGUAAAAAUAGCAGAAGUGCUAUCAGAUCGUUGCUGGAAACGUUACAGCAGUUUCAGACGAAAGGUGCCAUUGAUCUUCAAAGGCAAAUGUAGGCUCAGACAAACAAAGCUGCCUGUGUGACAAUAUAAUGAAAUGGAAAUAAUCUUCGAGAGGGCAUAAAUCAGGUGCUGAUCAGACUGCAGGUUUUCAGAUGAUUUGCAUGGCAAUGUGCACUCGCAGAUGAGCUUCAUAUUGAUGAUGUGAUGCGUGACCCGUGACUUUCAUCUGUUUGUUUAUUUAAAAAAUGAGCUUUUACCUAAAGACUUGGUUUUACAGUGAUUGUGCUCUUUGUGAGGAUCAGUAAUUAAUAUUGCCUAAUUACAGGUAUAAAAUGUGAAAAGAAAAGAAAAAAAAUGUGUCUGUUUCAAAGCAGAAUUUAUAUGAUUUCCAUUUUAUAAGAAAGAGGACACAAAAAACCAUUAAUAACUUUUAUUUGAUAUCUGUCUAUUUAUUGUGAUAUCUGUACACUAAAUAUAAAGCAAGAGCUAAUGCCUAGCUUAGCAUAAACACUGGAAAGAAAGGGAAAACAAAGGAAACAAAAUCCACCCAUCAGUACCUCUAAAGCUCACAAAUCAACAUGUUACGUUUGUUUUUAUAAUCUGUACAAAAUGUAGUGUAAAAACAAAUCUGAACAGUUUCUUGCUGGGGCACAGUAACAGCCGGAUGUCUACAGCUGGUAGUAUGUGGAUAUUGUUACCUUAUUGUGUAUUCUAAGAGCUCUUUUAAUACAGUCAUACUUUGAAAAGA